Molecule: messenger RNA, 2329 nt
Organism: Aegilops tauschii subsp. strangulata
Lineage: Eukaryota; Viridiplantae; Streptophyta; Magnoliopsida; Poales; Poaceae
Product: wall-associated receptor kinase 2-like
Biological process (GO): protein phosphorylation; cell surface receptor signaling pathway
Cellular component (GO): plasma membrane
Molecular function (GO): calcium ion binding; protein serine/threonine kinase activity; ATP binding
Source: RefSeq, a predicted model, not a curated record
CACGAGCAAAGCUCAUCGCGCCAAUAGUAGUUGUACUGAUGGCAGUUCAGCUCCUCAUGGCAACGGUAGCCGCUGGUCCAGUAGCCUUGCCCGGCUGCCCGGAGGCCUGCGGCAACGUCACCGUCCCCUACCCUUUCGGCUUCCGACCAGGUUGCUUCCAGAGGAACUUCAACCUCACCUGCGACGAGACACACCACCCUCCGAGGCUGUUUCUUGGCGACGGCGUGGAAGUGGACUCCAUAUCCCUCUCAGAAGGCACGGUGCGUGUCCAGAGAAGCAUUUUGAGGUCUUACGAAAACAUGACGCGGCCGCAAUCUCUCGGCUUUGGCGCCGCCUGGCCCGCCGCCGCCUGGCCCGGUCAGAAUACCGGAGUGCGGCUGGCGGUGUCAACUGAGCACAACGUCUUCGUGGUCACCGGGUGCAGCCUCGUCGCCUACCUCAUCGCCCAAGAAACAGUUACGAGCAAUGGAGACGGGGCUAAUGUCGGCGCAUGCGCUGCGCUCUGUAACUUCGGGAUUCCGGAUCCAGGUCACACCUCGUGCUCGGGCAUCGGCUGCUGCCGGACGACCAUCUCGCAGAGUCUGGCUGCGUACGGUGUGCAGUUCAAUCGGCUGGGCGGCACUCCGUUCGGGGCUGCGUUCAUGGUCGAUCGCGGGUGGUUCACCGGGACCAACAUCGCAGCCGUACAAAGUGCCACAUAUCAGGAUUUGGGUAACUAUGCCAACGUGACCAGCGUACCCACGGUGCUGGAAUGGUGGCUGGAUGUGGAAGCCGAUCGUGACCUGCUCGUGAGGGAUCUCGGUUCUGAGUCUGGUUGGAGAUGCAUAAGCUUGAACAGCGUCGCUCUCAACGUUAGCAACAAUUACGGUGCAGUAAGUUGCAACUGCUCGAAUGGAUACGAAGGCAACCCUCACAUCGUUAAUGGAUGCCAAGAUAUCGACGAGUGCCUACAGCCUGAUGUGUGCCAGAACGGAACCUGCACCAAUAUGCCAGGGACAUACCAAUGUUCAGUGAAAAAAAGUGCCAGCCGCCUCCCAGGUUUGAUUACCAUAAUUGCAAUUAGUGCUGGUUUUGGCAUAGUGUUUUCUCUUCUGGGUAUUUCCAAAAUCACCAAUAAAUUUAAGCAAAGAAGGGCCAAGAAUUUGAGACGAAAGUUCUUCAAGAAAAAUCAUGGAUUGCUUCUGCAACAGCUAAUCUCUUCAAACCAAGAUAUAGCAGAAAGAAUGAGGAUUUUCAGUUUGGAAGAGCUGGACCAAGCAACCAACAAAUUUGACCAUAAUCGCAUCCUUGGUGGCGGUGGCCAUGGAACAGUGUACAAAGGCAUCUUAUCUGAUCAGCGUAUUGUUGCCAUCAAGAAGGCCAAAAUUGUCGUUCAAAGGGAAAUCGACCAGUUUAUCAACGAGGUUGUCAUACUUUCACAGACAAACCAUAGGAAUGUGGUGAAGCUCUUUGGCUGCUGCCUAGAGACAGAGGUUCCUCUACUUGUUUACGAGUUCAUAUCAAACAGAACCCUCUCAUUUCAUCUCCAUGGGCAAAGUGAGAACCCGUUAUCAUGGAAAGAUAGGUUGAGGAUUGCACUGGAAACUGCAAGGGCCAUUGCAUAUCUACACUCUGCUGCUUCAAUAUCAGUAUACCACAGAGAUAUCAAAUGUGCAAAUAUACUACUUACUGAUACUUUAACAUCAAAAGUAUCAGAUUUUGGAGCUUCAAGGUCAAUUGCAAUAGACGAGACAGGAAUACUUACAGCUGUUCAAGGAACCCAUGGUUACCUUGAUCCUGAAUACUACUACACUAGUCGACUCACGGAGAAAAGCGAUGUUUACAGCUUUGGUGUCAUCCUAGCAGAGUUACUGACAAGGGUAACACCAGUUUUUCGUUCCCAUUCAUCAGAAGUCACAAGCCUAGCAUCGCAUUUUGUGUCUCUUAUAAGGGACAAUCGAUUAAUAGAUAUUCUGGAUACACAAAUUGUUGAGGAGGGAGGGGCUGAAGAUGCUGAAGUGGUUGCAAGACUGGCAGAAGCAUGCUUAAGUUUAAAAGGUGAAGAAAGGCCUACAAUGAGACAAGUGGAGACCACACUUGAGGAUGUUCAGAACUCAAUAGUCAAUCUUAGUUCUCAGAUCACAAGAGUGAACUGGAAUGCUAUAAAUGAUCAGUCAUACAAGGAAAACAAAGGCGGAGAAGGAACCAGACUGUACAGCUUGGAAAAAGAGUUCAUCCAAUCAUCUGAAAUUCCAAGAUGAUUUUACUUACAUUGUGAAGUGUUAUUCCUAUUAUUAGUUUGGGCGCCAAUUUGGAACUCUGAAUUGUAACCAUGUAUGUAGUUCAUACA